Molecule: messenger RNA, 1153 nt
Organism: Octodon degus (degu)
Lineage: Eukaryota; Metazoa; Chordata; Mammalia; Rodentia; Octodontidae
Gene: Sit1
Product: signaling threshold regulating transmembrane adaptor 1
Exons: 6
Coding region: 1-621 (206 amino acids)
Biological process (GO): T cell homeostasis; signal transduction; regulation of T cell activation
Cellular component (GO): plasma membrane
Molecular function (GO): kinase binding
Source: RefSeq, a predicted model, not a curated record
AUGGGGGGCUGUGACAGCUGUCAGGCCGUAAACGGGCUGACUCUGCUCCGCGCAGUGUGCUUAUGGAUCGGGGUUUUCACAUCAGCAGUCAUGAGCAAAGGUGACAACUGCACGGAUCCACCAGUGCUGGCGUUCCCCUCCAUAUCCCAGGCCUGGGGACUGUGGGCCCUCUUCGGUGUUGUGACAUUCCUGCUUCUCAUCUCACUGGCUACACUCUUGCUCCUAUGGACCAGUGCCCAGAGCAGGGGCCAGCCAGAGCUUGGACGCUCUGGAGGGGGUGUGGAAGAGGUCCCCCUGUAUGGGAACCUGCACUAUCUACAGACAGGACGGCUGUCACAAGAGCCAAGGCUGGGCCAACAGGAUCCAUCCCCUGGAAACUCUGCCAGGGAUGCAGAGGAGGUGAUGUGCUAUACCAGCCUGCAGCUGCCGCCUCCUCAGGGCCGGGUCCCCAGCCCUGGGACUCCCAUCAAGUACUCAGAGGUGGUGGUGGACUCUGAACCAAAGCCCCAGGCUGUGGACACGGAGCCGGAGCUCUAUGCCUCAGUGUGCGCCCAGACCCGCAGAGCCCGGGCUUCCUUCCCGGAUCAGGCUUAUGCCAACAGCCAGCCAGUGCCCAGCUGAGGAGAGCCUGGCAGUGGGGGUAUUCCAAGCCUGCCUCCAUUACCAAGGCUCCUGGUGCUCUGCUGGGGAUAUGCCUAUUUCCCCAAGGGCAGCAAGCCAUUGCCAGUCAGAGGUGAUGCCUUACACAGACCUUGCUAUCCAAACUGAGAGGGAAACAUCUCUGGGUACACUACCGAAGGCCCCUGGCUUCCAGAGGAUGGAACAGCAAGGUAGUGGCUCCAGCCCCACUUUUCUUUUUUACCUAUUCCUCUCAGCCCCAAACUCCCAUGGACUCACUUCCUCCUCCCUCCUCUUCCCCACCCCCUCCCUCAGAGUUUACCACCACCUAGGUGUAGGCUCAGGCACCGGAAGUGGGCAGCCAGAGGGGAGGGGUAAGAGCCCAAGAGGAUGUGGGCGGGUGUGGGUAUCAUCCUUAGGAGCCCACAGACUGGAGGGGUCCUCAGGACCUGUAGACCUGAGCAGCCCAAGCCAGGCUUCUGACUUGAGGACCCUGGCAGGAAAAUACAGUCUCCAUGCUGCUCGCUCUGUCAUG